AUGAGCGGGAGAUCGAGCAACACGGCGACACCGGAACCUUCGGGGACCCCCGGUUCACAACAACCACAACAGCAACAGCAGCGCAGUGGACAGAGGGCCAAAGGCGCGAAGAAGAUCUCGGAGGGCGAGGCAGACUUGUACCUCGACCAGUACAACUUCACGACGACCGCGGCGAUAGUGAGUUCCGUGGACCGCAAGAUAUUCGUGCUCCUGCGGGACGGGAAGUUGCUCUUCGGCGUGCUCCGGACGUUCGACCAGUACGCGAACUUGCUCCUGCAGCACUGCGUGGAGCGGAUAUACCUCGAGGGGAAGUACGCGGAGGAGGACCGCGGUGUGUUCAUGGUCCGUGGUGAGAACGUCGUCAUGUUGGGUGAGGUCGAUAUUGACAAAGAGGACGAACCGCUCACGUUGCUCGAGCGCGUGCCCUUCUCCGAGGCAGAGAGUACCAGGACACUGGCCAACGCUCAGCGGUUCAAACAGGAGACUGACAAGACUAAAGAAUACGCAAGGUACGGACUCUCCCACGACUUCUACAAGUCAGAUAUGUACUAG
Molecule: messenger RNA, 552 nt
Organism: Huiozyma naganishii CBS 8797
Lineage: Eukaryota; Fungi; Ascomycota; Saccharomycetes; Saccharomycetales; Saccharomycetaceae
Gene: LSM1
Product: Lsm1p
Exons: 1
Coding region: 1-552 (183 amino acids)
Biological process (GO): deadenylation-dependent decapping of nuclear-transcribed mRNA
Cellular component (GO): Lsm1-7-Pat1 complex; P-body
Molecular function (GO): RNA cap binding
Source: RefSeq, a predicted model, not a curated record